Molecule: messenger RNA, 1026 nt
Organism: Micromonas pusilla CCMP1545
Lineage: Eukaryota; Viridiplantae; Chlorophyta; Mamiellophyceae; Mamiellales; Mamiellaceae
Product: mitochondrial carrier family
Exons: 3
Coding region: 1-1026 (341 amino acids)
Biological process (GO): transmembrane transport
Source: RefSeq, a predicted model, not a curated record
AUGUCGGCCCCGUCGCCGUCGACGCCGCGAUCGAGCGGCGGCGCCGGUAACGGCGGCGUCCCGCGCGAGGUGACCUGGGAGGGACUCGAUAAGAAGAAAUUCUUCGUCGUCGGCGCGGGGAUGUUCUCGUGCGUCACCUGCGCGCUGUACCCGCUCAGCGUGAUCAAGACGCGGCAGAUGGUGGACGGCAGCGGCAGCAUCAAAGGCGGGCUCAGCAUCGUGAAAGACGUCGUGCGACAGAGAGGGUUCUUCGGUCUGUACCAAGGCUUCGGCACCAUCGUCGUCGGCACGCUGCCCAUACGAAUGGUCUACCUCAGCACGCUCGAGGUGGUCAAAGCGCGCGCGAGGGGGCUGUGCGAGACGUUCGAUCUGCCCCCGAUCGCGCACGGGGUCGCGGACGCGGCCGGCGGCGCGACCGCGUCGAUGUGCUCGCAGGUGUUGGGCGUGCCCAUCGAUAUCAUAUCGCAGCGGCAGAUGACGAGGGGCGUCGUCGUGCGCUCCGCGGACGGGGGCUCCACGACGUUAACGGGGUACCGGAACGGCUGGCACGCGAUCAGCUCGAUCGUGAAAACGGAAGGCGUCCGGGGGCUAUACCGUGGAUUCGGCGCGUCGAUCGUGACGCUCGUGCCGGGAAGCGCGCUGUGGUGGGGAGCGUACGGGACGUAUCAGAGGAUCGGGUGGGGUGAUUUUGCGUCGACGUCGGGCGUUACCGCGGUCGUGAAUUCCGAGCCGUCCGACGCCGUCGCGAUGGGGGUGCAGAUAGCGAGCGGGGUGUGCGCGGGGAUGACGAGCGGGUUCUUCACGACGCCGCUGGACGUCGUGAAGACGCGGUUACAGGUGCUGAGCGGACAGCCGGGGGGGGAGGCGCACUCGUUUACUUCCACGGCGAAGGAGCUGUACAGGGAGCACGGCGCGCGGGGGUUUCUGCGCGGCGUGCGGCCGAGGAUGACGUCCGUCGCGAUCUGGGGGACGACGAUGGUGACGACGUACGAGUUCUUGAAACGGAGCUCGCGGAUAGAAGUGUAG